Felis catus (domestic cat) is the source of this 3551-nucleotide messenger RNA. RefSeq names its product protein-L-isoaspartate (D-aspartate) O-methyltransferase domain containing 1 (gene PCMTD1). Gene Ontology annotation, molecular function: protein-L-isoaspartate (D-aspartate) O-methyltransferase activity. Gene Ontology annotation, cellular component: cytoplasm. The transcript has 6 exons. Gene Ontology annotation, biological process: protein modification process. Lineage: Eukaryota; Metazoa; Chordata; Mammalia; Carnivora; Felidae. Bases 236 to 1309 code for a protein of 357 amino acids. The record is from RefSeq and is a predicted model, not a curated record.
CGGCGGUGGUGUGGUGGCGGUGGGGGCGGCGGGCUGCCGUGGAGCCCGCCGAGUCCUAGCGCCUGACCCUGCGCGUCGCUGCGGCGGGCCGGACGGACCGUCUCGCCGCAGGAUUAAUUUAUUUUUGGAAAUCAAGUGCAAUAUUAAAGGGAAAGCAAACCACACUCCAUUAUUGGAAGCCAUUUCUGCUAAUUUUAUUACAUUUUAAAAUUUAUGAUUUGAUUUGAAUACUAUCAUGGGAGGAGCUGUGAGUGCUGGGGAAGAUAAUGAUGACUUAAUUGAUAACUUAAAAGAAGCUCAGUAUAUCCGCACUGAAAGAGUGGAGCAAGCCUUCAGAGCGAUUGAUCGCGGAGAUUACUAUUUGGAAGGCUACCGAGACAAUGCGUACAAAGACUUAGCCUGGAAGCAUGGCAACAUACACUUGUCAGCACCUUGCAUUUAUUCUGAAGUUAUGGAAGCGUUGAAACUUCAACCAGGAUUGUCUUUUCUUAACCUGGGAAGUGGAACCGGAUAUUUAAGUACAAUGGUGGGCUUAAUUUUAGGUCCUUUUGGAAUAAAUCACGGGAUUGAGCUUCAUUCAGAUGUGGUGGAAUAUGCCAAGGAAAAACUGGAGAGCUUCAUCAAAAAUAGUGACAGCUUUGACAAAUUUGAGUUCUGUGAACCCGCAUUUGUGGUUGGUAAUUGCCUCCAGAUAGCGUCUGACAGUCAUCAGUAUGACCGCAUUUAUUGUGGGGCUGGUGUCCAGAAGGAUCAUGAAAACUACAUGAAAAUCUUACUGAAAGUUGGAGGCAUUCUGGUCAUGCCUAUAGAAGAUCAGUUAACACAAAUUAUGCGAACUGGACAAAACACUUGGGAAAGUAAAAAUAUCCUUGCUGUUUCAUUUGCUCCACUUGUACAACCAAGUAAGAAUGAUAAUGGCAAACCUGAUUCUGUAGGACUCCCUCCCUGUGCUGUCCGGAAUCUCCAAGACUUGGCUCGCAUUUAUAUCCGACGUACACUUCGAAAUUUCAUAAAUGAUGAGAUACAGGCCAAGGGGAUUCCUCAGAGGGCUCCACCCAAAAGGAAAAGAAAGAGGGUUAAACAGAGAAUCAAUACUUACGUAUUUGUGGGUAAUCAGCUUAUCCCUCAGCCUCUAGACAGUGAGGAGGAUGAGAAAAUGGAGGAGAAUAACAAAGAAGAGGAUGAGAAAGAUCACAGCGAUGCCAUGAAGCCAGAGGAACCACCUCAGAAUUUACUGAGAGAAAAAAUCAUGAAACUCCCUCUCCCCGAAUCUUUAAAGGCUUACUUGACAUAUUUUAGAGAAAAAUAACUUAGAUCAAGAAGAAAGAAUGCCUACUGAUAAUUCCUUUAGUCUUGAAAAUGUAGCAUUUGUUAGGAGUUAAAAGAGAGCGAAUUCUUUCAACAGAGCGAACUAUAGUGGAAAAGGUAUAACUUGUUUCCGUCUUAGUGAUAAAAAUGAUGUAUUCAGUAAUUAAAAAGAAUCCCUUUUUAUAAGAUAUAUUUUUCUUUAAAUCUUGGAAAAAAGGCUGUUUUAACUCAGAGUGACUUCAAGAGUGGAAUACAACAAUACUCAAGAUUUGUGUCCCGUAAAUCCUUUUCUGAUUCCUGACAGAUUUGUAGUGCUGAGGCUUACAUUUCAUUUCAUAGAAGGUUACAUAAUUGUUAAGCAUAUACUGGUUUUUGAACAGCAGUUGUUUUCCUUUCCUCUAUGAAAACCUCCUGAGCGAAUUAGGAAAUCAAACGCUGUGUAGACCCACUCACCUUACUUUGGUUGCAGUCACUAUUGUUGAGUUGCUGUAGUAUCCCGGGCAAUCGAUGAGUGCAAUAACAAUACAGAUGUUGAAUAAUUUAGCUUUAAAAAAAAGUUUCGUGGAGUUCAGUGGCACUGCUACUUUUGCUUUUGAAUCUAUUGCCAAAAGACAUGGGAAAAUAUCUGCUUCUCUCCUAGAGAUUUUAAGAGCACAUCAAGUGAAUAUUAAAUAAAAAGUAUAUACUCAAUACAGUUCUUGAUUUGUAUGGACCCUUUACAUUUUCAGUAUUUAAAAACAAUGAGGUUAUCCUACUCUCUGGAGUUUUAGAAGAUAGUAUGUGUAGGAUGGGUUUUUCUCUUGUCCACUGUAUAAAGUGUUUGGUUUAAAAAAAAAAUCACUGUUGUGUAUGACUGUCGAUACGACAGACAGGUAGGGAGUAAGCUUGAGUAACGGCCCCUUUCUUGGGUGGCUCUCAGAAGCAGGUGCACUUUAGCAAAUGGAACUUCUGGUUCAUUUGAAUCUUUGUCUUUGACAAGGUAGGACUGAGCUAGCCUCAGAAAGAAACUCAUCUUUGUCGUGUAGGAGAUGUUCACGGGAAUUGUAUGUAGAUGCCUCUUGUUUUGAAAAUCCAAUUCAGAAUCAUAGUGUAAUCUUUGGGACCUAUGUUGUGCUCAUUUAACUUUCUCACGGUGUGUGGGUUGUUUGUUGUUGUUGUUGUUUUUGGUGAAGUUCUAAUGAUCACUUUUUUCUUAAUAUCACACACUUAACUAUCCAUCAUUUGAAUAUUAAUCAUAGCUUAUCAGCGAUACAACAGUAAAUGCCAUUUUUGAUUUGUUCCUUUUCUUCCCACUAGGGCCUGAAAAUAGUCAUUCCUUGUUAAGAAAGUACACAAUGGAACAUACUUAUUACUUCAUGUAACAUGAAUUAUGUAUUUUUUAAAAGGAAAAAAUUGAGUGUAUCUCUUAUUACCACCAGCAUCCCUGUUCCCCGUAGUUGAUCAACUAUGUUUAAGGAAACCCAACUGAUACAUAGUAAAAGGGUUGUUAUUAUCUCUUUUCAAAGAUUCAACUACUAGUAAUACAUAGUUGGCUUAAAAAAUCUCAGCUCUGGUAAUUCUACACAUUUAAAAAUGAGCAUUUGAAAUAUUCUAAGUAUGAAUUAUCUCAAGUAAAUAAGGGUAUUUUAGUAAUGGGAAAGAUAAUUUCAUGGAAGGUGUUUGUUUUAUACCAGUGACUAUAGGGCUAGGUGAUAGGGGUUGGGGGGUUGGGUGUUCUCUCCACAAUUUUUUUCUUUCUUUAGAUGAUUGCUAAGCUGUUACUGUUAAGAAAUGUCCCAUCUCAUUUCUAUCAAGGAAAAAAAAAUAGUUGAUACAAUUGUCAUCUGUUAGGAAUGGUCACUUUAUUUUAAAUUAAAUGUUAGUUUUAGAAGUUUAGUAUUGUUCCUGGUGCCCACCUGUUUUUAUCCAGCCCCCCCACCCCCACCCCCACCCCCCACCCCGGCCGCCCUCUCCGUACUCACUCUGUCGGUUUUGGAGCUCGUGUCCAGAUAGUAAACAUACAUAUUCUUAAAUGAUGAUUUUACUACUCAGAAGAGAGUUUUUGUUAAGGAUAUAUUUGAAGAUUGACUGGCUCACAUGGUCUUUUACUCUGUGGACCUUGGCAAAGUAUACAGUAGGUUUUCGUUGCCAUUACAUAUUUUUGUCAUUGAAAUGUAUCUUUUGUGUUUUUAAAUGCAUCCAUUUUACAGUUGUGACUUUAUUAUUGACUUUAAAUAAAGAAGUAGAAAUAAAUGAAAAUUAAA